CGGCUAGGGAGGCGUCGGCUAUCCUGCUUUACUGCCGAGGGCGAUUUCACCAGCGCCGUCACCUUGCGAAAGUCGUGACUAGGGCUAGCUGGGAAGGCAACGACGGGAUUGCGGUCUCCGCUCCUGCCCGAAACAAUCGAUCAAAAGAGGCGAGAAGGCAACCAUUGUCUUUCCUUCCACCUCCUUCGCGAGCUUUUAGCUUGUUUUAAGUCCCGCAAUUACAAAUAAAGAUAUUUACAUAAGUUUGUGUGGUGAUCUGAAUAUAUAUUAAUUGUGAAGUAUAGCCAUGUUAUCAGCUUCUCGUUUCAUCUACCAGUCUAGAAAGUUUUGCAGUAGCAUGGACCAUGAGCAUGAAAACUUGGAAAGUCAAAGAGGUUAUCAGAGGAUUUUAUAACAUCUUUUGAGAGCUAUGGAACUUUGAUAGAGGAAAAGCUUUCGUGCUUGAGAGAUGUGUAUGUUACAUUAGUUUCUUCAGAGAAGAUUCCCUGUGCUGAUUUGAUGUCAGCAGUUGCAAAUAUUCAUGAUGAUAUUAUUACUUACGACACUGUUGGGCAGAGCCUGGUAAAAUAUAGUAGGAAAUCUAUGCGUUUUUCCCAGAUUCAUUUCUCAAAUGUGGGCGUCCUUGGUGUGCCAUAUUGGUUAAGUUGCCCUAUUGAAAGAGUUUUCAACAGUGGUCGCGAUUUAAGACGGUCAAUUGAACAUGUCCGUAACUUCAGUGUGCUUCCAGGACGGUGUGAUGUAAGGGUAAAUGUAGAAAUACCAAAAGGCACUGUAUUAGCCACACCAGGCGUCAAGCAAGAGGAUCUGCUGUUGAGGUUUCUAUGUUUGAGAAAGGUGACUCACUUGAAGAGAAGGUUGGUGUUGCUCAGCAAUGGUUUGAUGAGUUGGAUAACCUUGCCUUUGCAAAUCCUGAAUUUGAAAGCCUGGAAUCUAGUGAUGAGGUUGAUGUUAAAUCUGCAAACAAAAGUUUCGAAGACACGGGGAAGGUUCAUUUUAACUGUGCUGUCAAUGUUAGCCCUGGUACUAGUGAGGUUAAGUAGUUGUUUCCGCAGCUCUUUAUUUGAAGCCAAACCCAGCAUUAAGUUUCGAAGAAGCAGCGAGUUUGCUAAAUUCACAGAAUCAUGAAAAUAGAAUGCUAGAGAGAGAAUCCUUCAAUUUAUUUCUUAAAAAAUGUGGGCAAAUUUCCGACAUAAUCUUCACAAAACCGUUGCAUCUAAGAAUAAAGUUGGAUUGUGGAGAUCAUCCCGCCGCUCCUACUACGAAAGAAACCAUCUUGACGGACACCAGAUUAGAGUUGAACGUGACUUUAGAAUAAUAAGGCAAAUUUACAUGCAUACCACACAAUUCUUAUGUAUUUACUCAUCUAACACCUUAAAUUUGACAUUUACAUUUGUGACAUCUUGGUGUCAUAAGAACACGCAUCAAAAAGCUGAAUUUCCGUUUUAAAAAGAUAGUAAUUGUGAUAUUUUUUAUAUGAUGUCAAAGGUAUCAGCCAUAUGCAUGUAAAUAUCAAACCUCAUAUGUUAGAUAUCUAAAUACAUAAGAAUUAUGUGGUAUGUUCGUAAAUGCUCCGAAGAAGAAUGGUUCCUUAGGCGCUUAAUGUAGUUCGUUCUCUUUUCUCUUUAUUUAUUCUUUCUUCCCUUGUUUUUGAGGUGAUUAUUGCAAAGUUUAGG
This is a messenger RNA of Phalaenopsis equestris, 1673 nucleotides long. RefSeq lists its product as uncharacterized. Lineage: Eukaryota; Viridiplantae; Streptophyta; Magnoliopsida; Asparagales; Orchidaceae. The coding region runs from base 499 to 1125 and encodes 208 amino acids. The transcript has 9 exons. The record is from RefSeq and is a predicted model, not a curated record.